This is a messenger RNA of Diorhabda carinulata, 1912 nucleotides long. Its product is annotated as adenylosuccinate lyase. Lineage: Eukaryota; Metazoa; Arthropoda; Insecta; Coleoptera; Chrysomelidae. The record is from RefSeq and is a predicted model, not a curated record. Gene Ontology annotation, biological process: 'de novo' AMP biosynthetic process. The transcript has 2 exons. Bases 247 to 1716 code for a protein of 489 amino acids. Gene Ontology annotation, cellular component: cytosol. Gene Ontology annotation, molecular function: (S)-2-(5-amino-1-(5-phospho-D-ribosyl)imidazole-4-carboxamido) succinate lyase (fumarate-forming) activity; N6-(1,2-dicarboxyethyl)AMP AMP-lyase (fumarate-forming) activity.
CACAAAUCGACAAAACCUUGACAUUCCUAGAUUGCAAACUUUUAUUCUGAGAUCCAUGGCACAUAACCUUAAACAUUAAACGAUAACAAAAGUUGCUCAAGAAUUAGUUAAAUUUAUUUAUCAAUUAUUUAUAUAAAGUUAUUUACGCAAGUUGGGUUUUAUAAAGGUCAAAUUAACAAUCUCGGUGUUUAAAUAACGCUUGGCAUCUUUUUUGGUCAGCAAAUAAAGAACAGAAAUUGUACAAUAAUGGAUUUAUCUGGUGACCCGAUUGAUUAUAGCAGCCCAUAUGUUAACUAUAGAUCACCUUUGAGUACUCGCUAUGCAAGCAAAGAAAUGCAGUACAAUUUUAGUGACCAAAAAAAGUUUUCUACUUGGCGAAAACUAUGGGUUAAUCUGGCAAAAGCUGAAGCUCAAUUGGGAUUGAAUAUUACAGAUGCCCAAAUAAAGGAAAUGGAGAGAAACAUAUUUAAUAUUGAUUUUAAUGCAGCUGCAGCUGAAGAGAAGUUAACUCGCCAUGAUGUAAUGGCCCAUGUACAUAUCUUUGCCAAACAAUGUCCACUAGCUGCCCCAAUAAUUCAUCUUGGAGCCACCUCUUGUUUUGUUGGUGAUAACACAGAUUUAAUAGUUCUUAGGGAUGGUCUGGACUUAUUACUUCCGAGGAUUGUAUUUGUUAUCCACAAUUUAAUGAAGUUUUGUGAAAAAUAUAAAAAUUUACCUUGUCUAGGUUAUACACAUCUUCAGCCUGCUCAAUUAACUACAGUUGGUAAGCGAGCAACGCUUUGGUUAUAUGAUUUUCUUAUGGAUGAAAGAGCUAUUGCAAGGAUUCGAGAUGAUUUACGAUUCAGAGGAGUCAAAGGAACUACUGGUACCCAAGCAUCUUUUAUGCAACUUCUAAAUGACAGCAAUAAGGUGAGAAUGCUGGAUCAGAUAGUAGCAGAAUUAUCAGGAUUUCAAAAAGUAUAUCCAGUUACAGGACAAACUUACACUCGAAAAGUUGAUUUAGAAGUAGUAGGUGCAUUAUCUUCCUUGGGUUCUUCAAUUCAUAAGAUGUGUAAUGAUCUUAGAUUGUUAGCUAACUUCAAGGAAAUUGAAGAACCUUUUGAGACAAGUCAGAUUGGGAGCUCUGCUAUGCCAUACAAAAGAAAUCCUAUGAGGUCAGAGCGUUGCUGUGCAUUAGCAAGACAUAUGAUAUCACUAUUUUCUAAUGCUGUAAAUACUCAUUCUGUUCAAUGGUUAGAACGGACUCUAGAUGAUUCAGCUAAUAAAAGGUUGACUCUAUCUGAAGCAUUUCUAAGUGCAGAUGCAGCAUUAAUAGUGUUAACAAAUAUAACUCAAGGCCUUAUGGUAUAUCCUAAGGUAAUAGAAAAAAGAAUCAAUCAGGAACUUCCAUUUAUGUCUGCUGAAAAUUUAAUAAUGGCUAUGGUCAAAAAGGGAGGUGAUAGACAAAUAUGCCAUGAGAAAAUUAGAGUACUGUCUCAAGAAGCAGGAGCUCAAGUUAAACAACAUGGUAAAGACAAUGAUUUUCUUGAUAGAGUGCGGGCUGAUCCAUAUUUUAGCCCAAUAAUAGAUGAACUACAAUCACUUCUUGAUCCUUCUAGUUACAUUGGAAGAUCGCCAGAGCAAGUUACUGAAUUUAUUAAUGAUGAAGUUCAACCAGUUUUAUACAAAUAUAAAGAUGUUCUGAAUAAGCAAACUACUGUUAGUCUCAAUAUUUAGUUAAAUAAUUAUUUAUGAAUUGUUAUGAAUAUAAUGUAAAAAUAUUUUGCUAUUUUUAAAUAUAUUUUAGAUAUUGUUAUUAUAUAGAAUACAAUGACUAAAAACCCGAAUAAUACCUGUUGUAAUAUUUGAUUGAAAAUAAAUUCAUUUAUCCAAACAAUACUAGACAGGCAGCUAGACUGCAGAUCAUAAGCAA